GACACACACACACACAGAGAGAGAGAGAGAGAGAAACAGCCUGUGAUUGUGAAACUGUUCCUGCAUUGGGUUUCAGUGUUCACAUGUUUGCUGUGAGUUCAGUUCUUCAGAAUCACUGGAAAUCACCAGCACACAUUUCAGAUGAGCAGAAUGUUCCAGAUGCUUCAGUUCCUGGUUCCCUCAGAACCCAACAGAUCCAGAAACACCUGCAGAUCUCAAGCGACCGACAGUUCACAGGAGUUUCUCAAACACAUCCGGACGAUCAUCGGACUGAGAGAGGACGACAUGUUUCAUAACUUGCGCAUCCCAAACCAGCUCCAGACAGACCGAGAUGAGAUCAACCUGGUGAUAAUCACAGGUCACGGUGUGUUUUGUGUGGAUGUGAAGAGCUGGAGCGCAUGUGUUUCUGUACAGGAUGAGACUCACUGGCUCCUGCAGGUGAAAUCAGAGCAGCAGAACAUCACUAACAUCUGUGUGGAGCAGGUGCCUGACGCUCUGAAGAACAUCACUAUGAAGACGAGGAACCUGUGCAGUCACAUGACACGCUGUGGUCUGAACAUCCGGCCGGAUCUUUUCUAUCCCAGAAUCCUCUUCCAGUCAUCAGACUGUGUUCUCAGUGACGAUCUGAGGAACAGAAGUGAGCUGGUGUCCCACACUGAUCUCCACAUGUUCCUCAGAUCCAUCACAGAAACACACGUGUCCUGGAUCUCACAUCUCUUCAUCCCGUCCUGGAUCUCCGGGCACUUGUCGUACAGUCAGAUGCGAGCGAUUCGAGAGCGACUGCGACUCAUGAAGACUUGGGAUCUGCUGCAGAUGUGCAACGGGACACAACUGAAGGGCGACUAUCAGACCUGCAAACAUCUCAACAUCAACAGACAUGACACAGAACAACUGAACUUCAGCAGAGGACGAACCAGCACUGACAUACUGUGGAGACUCCUGGGACACACACCACAGGUGACCGUCAGGAUGUAUAAACGCGGCGCUCCGGGAUGGCUGGGUAAACCGCUGAUCGCCACGGCAACCAUCCCAUCAUCCUCACAUGCGAUGUUCCGUAUCCGUGGAGAAGAAACAGACACAGAGAUACCAGCACACGACAUUCAGUCCAUCACACUGAGUAUCUAACCUCAAACUCCAGAUUCACAUCAUGUGAUUUAUCAUGUAUUUGAUUUCUCUGCAUGUUUCUCACGACCUCUUUCAUGGACAUCUCGCUACAUGUCAUUAGUGUUCACAUAUUUUAACCAAAUUUGCUAUUUGAAUAGACUAAUGACAAGUCAUAUUUUAUUCACCUUCAUGUCGUUCAGUGGAAAAUAAAAGGGGAUGUUUAGCAGAAUGGAUUUUCAGUGAAUAAAGUAAAUUUCUUAUCUACCGUAAUGAAUCCUUUAAACUCGGGUGGCGAAUAUAGCGAGUAACAACUUAUUAUACAGUAUGUCUUUGACAAUUAUGUUGGUGUUGCUUAUAUGCUGCAUGUUCGCUUAUAACUUCACGAAACAUUAACAGACCAUAAAAUAUCCCAUAUGAUUAUUUAGAGGAGGUGAUUAUCUUUCAAACGAGUCCACACACAAGAUAAUCAGAUGUAUAGAUCAUUAGAUAAUCCACAAUGAUGACUCAAUGAUGCCUCAAAUGACACAGAAUGAAACUCAUUCUGUGAAAUCUCAUGACUAAAAUCAUGUCUGCAUGCUAUGCAAACCUUUAGUCAUUGUUGUGUUUGCAUGUGUAAUUAGUUCUUAUGUACAAUUAUUAUCUUUUAUUUGUUUGGAGAUGUUUUUGGACACUAUGAUACAUUAUAUUUGUAAUGUUGGAACUUUUGAUUGAUUAGUCGAAUCAACACAAAAUUGUCUCAUAAUCUGACAUAGAUGACAUGAUUGAGAACAAAACAUAAAAAAUAAAAAGUACAUUUUUGGUUCAAAUUGUUGUUAUUUUUCAGCAGUUUCUUAGGCUUAGUGUGUGUGUGUGUUUGCGCUUGUGUGUAUGUGAGUGUGUGUAUGUGAGUGUAUGUUAGAGUGUGUGUGUGCGUGUGUUUGCGCUUGUGUGUAUGUGAGUGUGUGUUAGAGUGUGUGUGUGCGUGUGUUUGCGCUUGUGUGUUAGAGUGUGUGUGUGCGUGUGUAUGGCAGGUUGAGUCGGAUCAGGACCAGAUCUGUUCACAUGGAGUUUAAACCAGUAGGUCACAUGUCUGACCACAUCCUGUCGCAGCUGUGGACUUCCUGUGUAAGUGUGAUUUAAUUCUUUAUUAAUUGUCUGAUGAUCAUCAGUAUUAUUGAUGACAGAGUGAUUCUGUUAGAGGUGACCCCUUCAUGACCUGCGCUGACCCCAGGUGCCAGACCCCUCACCUGCUGUGGAGAGAAUGUCCACUGGCUCAGAGGUCAGAGGUCACUGUCUUGACCCCAGCAGUGACGUGUGUUUGAGGUCAGUGAACUACAGUUUUGACCAGUGAAU
Molecule: messenger RNA, 2436 nt
Organism: Xyrauchen texanus (razorback sucker)
Lineage: Eukaryota; Metazoa; Chordata; Actinopteri; Cypriniformes; Catostomidae
Exons: 7
Coding region: 142-1125 (327 amino acids)
Source: RefSeq, a predicted model, not a curated record